AUGGCUACCCCUAGUGUCCUCAGUUUUGACGCUGAGGGUCGGGCCAUUGAACAUGACGUCUGGGUAGAUGACCUGCAGCUUUUCCUACAGUGCGAUAGGGCAGACGGUCUCUCCCUCUUUGACCUCACCUCUGGUGCCUCCCCUGCCCCUGCUGCUGAUGCCGACGCCACUGUUCGCUCACAGUGGGCCACACGCGAUGCUGUUGCACGUCUUGCUGUGCGUCGCCACCUGCCUACCUCUGAGCGUGCGCACUUUAGUCAGUACAAGAGUGCUCAGACCUUGUACGAGGCUGUAGUUGCACGCUACUCCUCCCCUGCCACUGCUGCACUGAGCCGCCUCAUGCUACCGUACCUCUUCCCUGACCUUGCUGCCUUUCCCACAGUCGCUGACCUCAUUACGCACCUCCGCACUAGUGACACUCGCUACCGCGCUGCGCUUCCUGCUGAGGGUGUUCCCCCUCCCCCCUUUUGCCCUCUGUUGCCUCUGCUGCUGCGGCUGACCUCGUUGGGCUUGAGUCGGUCGGUGCGGCGUCUACCCCUAGCGGGAGACGCUGCCCUGGCAAGGGCAAGGGGGGCAGGGGCGCUGGAGGAGCUAGCGUGGGCGGUGGAGGAGGCGGUGGAGGCGGUGGAGGGGGUGGGGGUGGCGGUGGGGGUGGUGGCGGGGGUGGAGGUGUCGGUGGCGGCAGUGGAGGCGGAGGCGGCGGCGGCGGUGGCGGUGGGAGCGGAGGUGGCGGAGGUGUCGGAAAAUAUAAUUUAA
Molecule: messenger RNA, 756 nt
Organism: Closterium sp. NIES-65
Lineage: Eukaryota; Viridiplantae; Streptophyta; Zygnematophyceae; Desmidiales; Closteriaceae
Source: the annotation of a GenBank genome assembly